Molecule: messenger RNA, 3525 nt
Organism: Micropterus salmoides (largemouth bass)
Lineage: Eukaryota; Metazoa; Chordata; Actinopteri; Centrarchiformes; Centrarchidae
Product: inter-alpha-trypsin inhibitor heavy chain H3-like
Exons: 24
Coding region: 48-2972 (974 amino acids)
Biological process (GO): hyaluronan metabolic process
Molecular function (GO): serine-type endopeptidase inhibitor activity
Source: RefSeq, a predicted model, not a curated record
GUUUUUCUCAGCAGUGAAGUGAGCCAGUGUUCAGUGGAGGUUUGGUCAUGUCUGGACUGCUGGGUGUGCGACUGCUGCUGCUGUGGGGCAGCGCCUGCUUCUGGCUGCUCGGCCUGGCCCAGGGGGCUCUGGUCAUCUCCGGGUACCAUGGAGCUCCGCAGGAGACAAGAGGAGCUGCCAGAUCAUUGCAGAAAAGAAGUGCAAAUGAGGCCACGGUGGAGGUGUACAGUGUGACAGUGGACUGCACUGUGACGUCACGUUUCGCCCACACCGUCAUGACCACCAAGGCUCUGAACAAAGCAAACUCCUCCCAGGAAAUCUUCUUUGAAGUGGAGCUGCCCAAGACCGCCUUCAUCACCAACUUCAGCAUGGAAAUUGAAGGUCAGGUGUAUGUUGGGGAGGUGAAGGAGAAAGAGAAAGCUAAGAAACAGUAUGAGAAGGCCGUUUCCUCUGGGCAGACGGCUGGACUGGUCAAAGUUUCUGGAAGAAAGAUGGAGAAGUUUUCGGUGUCUGUCAACAUUGCAGGCAAUAGUAACGUGACUUUCAUUCUGACCUACGAGGAGCUCCUUCAGAGAAAACUGGGCCAGUAUGAGAUUCUGAUUAGAGUGAAACCCAAACAACUGGUCCAGGACUUUCAGAUUGUGACAAACAUCUAUGAGCCUCAGGGCAUCUCUUAUGUUGACACCCAUGCAACCUUCCUGUCCAAUGAACUGCUCCCUCUGGUGGAGAAAACGGUCACAGACAAAAAGGCACACAUCUCUUUCUCACCAACUAUCGAGCAGCAGAGAAAGUGUCUGGGUUGUGAUGGAACACUCAUCGAUGGAGAUUUUGUCAUCAAAUAUGACGUGAACCGAGCAAAGAGCCUCGGGGACAUUCAGAUUGUGAACGGAUACUUUGUGCACUUCUUUGCCCCCCCUGACCUGCCCAGAGUCCCAAAGAAUGUGGUGUUUGUGAUUGACAGGAGUGGAUCAAUGAGUGGAAGAAAGAUGGCACAGACACGAGAGGCAUUGCUGGUCAUCCUCAAAGACCUCCACGAGGACGACCACUUUGCCCUCAUCCAGUUUGAUCACAAUAUCGAUUCUUGGAAGGAUUCACUUACCAAAGCAACACAGGAAAAUGUGUCUGAAGCCAUGGUCUAUGUCCAAAACAUAAAAGACUUAGGAGGAACCAACAUCAAUGAUGCAGUGUUGAGAGGUGUGAACAUGCUGGUCAAAGACAGGCAGGAGAAGAAGCUCCCAGAGAGGAGCAUCGAUAUGAUUAUUUUACUGACUGAUGGAAUGCCAAAUUAUGGAGAGUCUAACCCCCUGAAGAUCCAGGAGAAUGUGCGUUCUGCUAUUGGAGGAAACAUGUCUCUGUUUUGUCUUGGGUUUGGAGAUGAUGUGGAUUACUCCUUCCUGGAUGUGAUGAGCAAACAAAACAAGGGACUGGCCCGCAGAAUUUAUGAGGGUUCAGAUGCAACACUUCAACUUCAGGGUUUCUAUGAGGAGGUGUCCAGUCCUCUGCUUUCAGAGGUGGAUCUGCGUUAUCCUGACAACGCAGUGGACUUCUUGACCACCAACAACUUCAACCAGUUGUUUAAUGGCUCAGAGAUCGUGGUGGCCGGUCGGCUAAUCGAUAAUGACCUGGACAACUUCUUGGUAGAAGUGUUCGGCCAGGGGUUUCAGGAGGACUUCAAGGUGCAGGGUCAGGCCAGUACUGUGGACUGGGACGCUAUGUACCCGGAUGAGGAGUACAUCUUUGGGGAUUUCACAGAGCGUCUGUGGGCCUAUCUCACUAUCCAGCAGCUAAUGGAGAAGAGCAAGAGUGGUGCCCCAGACGAGAAAGACAACGCCACAGCCAAGGCCCUGGACAUGUCUCUGCAUUACAGCUUUGUCACACCUCUCACCUCCAUGGUGGUCACCAAGCCCGACACUGAGGAUGGACCAGACACCCCUUUCAUUGCUGACAAGCUUACUGAGGAGCAAAGGCAACAGGCAGAACGAGUGGCACAUGGAUUUGCAAGCUCACCAACGUACAUACAUUCUUACCACAAAUCACCCACAUAUUUUGGUAAAAAAAUAAAGUGGUCCCAUUCACAGAUCACCUCAAAAAGGCGUGUCUCGGCUGUGAAGAUGAGUCAGAGUCAGACUGGGGGAGGCCCACCGGCACCUGCCGGGCCUAACCCUGAAACGUCAGGCGCCAUUGCAAAAAUGCUCUCCGCUCGUCACUCUGAUCUCCAGCUCAAACUGAGCGUGGAUGGAGAUCCUCAUGUCAUUAUAGAGCUCCCUGACAGAGAAGACGCUCUGUGCUUCAACAUCAACAACAAACCAGGAACCAUUUUCAACCUGGUCAGAGAUCCAAAAUCAGGUAUUUUGGUCAAUGGCCAGAUCAUCGGCGAUAAGAAGAUUCCCCCUGAUGGUAAAAUUAACACCUACUUUUGGCGUUUUGGCAUUGUCCACCAGACUCUGGGGGUGAGGCUUGAGGUAAGCACUCGGGACAUCUCAGUCUUCCAGGAUGGAAAACUGGUUAAGCUUCUGUGGUCUGAUGCAGCUUCUCUCAAAGGACCCAAUGUGGAUCUUUCCUUGACCAAGGAUCACAGCCUAACAGUAACUCUAAAAGAUUCAGUCAAGUUUGUCAUCCUGCUACACAAAGUGUGGGAGAAGCACCCAUACCACCGGGACUACUUGGGUUUCUACACCCUGGACAGCCACCUCCUAUCCCCUUCUGUUCACGGCCUGCUAGGUCAGUUCUAUCAUGGGAUUGAAUACGAGGUGACAGACCUGCGUCCAGGUGAAGUCCCAGAGAAACCAGAUGCCACCAUGUAUGUGAAAGGACAGGAGCUCAAUGUAACCAGAGGCUGGCAGAGAGACUUCAGGGGGGAUGUGAAGAACGGAGAAAAUGUUCCCUGCUGGUUCAUUCACAAUAAUGGAACAGGCAUCCUUGAUGGAGAUGCAACAGACUACAUUGUUUAUGGCCUUUUUAAGACAGUUUAAAAAAAGGUUACACAUCAAUGUCUACCACAGAAAUCAUCCACAUCAAAUUCUUUAAAUAAAUAUUCAAAUCUGCCGGUAAUUACACCAUGAAUACUUUUAACAUUAUAAGGGAAACAGGCUUCAUAUCAACACGGCAUUGUAUGGACAAGUUCACAGUUUCUGUCAGUGUAAUUGCAGGAAUUAUAAGAAUCCCGAAAUAUUGAGAGGUACUGGGAGCAAUCACGUGUAUUGAAAUAAAUGGGACAGUUAUUAAAGAUGGAUUUACUGAUUUUAUUUCAGUUUAUUUUUCAUUGUUUCCAACAUUGUUUAGUAACAUAGAAAAGACGGUUUAGUUUAAUAUUUAUCACGUAUUUGCUUUGGUUUUUCCUCCCCUCCCCCGAGAGAAGUUUGACUUUAAGAACCUCUAUUAUCUUGCAAAUUUGCUAAUGCUAAAAUCCUUGUAUGAUGACAAUGACACACCCUACUUUAAUCCUGUUAUGUCUGAUCUGAGGAGCCAACUCAGUUCCAGGAUCCAAACUGUUUUCAAGCUGAUAAAAAGGUUUGUUACAAUUCA